This is a messenger RNA of Asparagus officinalis (garden asparagus), 1273 nucleotides long. Its product is annotated as putative uridine kinase C227.14. Gene Ontology annotation, cellular component: cytoplasm. The record is from RefSeq and is a predicted model, not a curated record. NCBI's taxonomy places the organism in Eukaryota, Viridiplantae, Streptophyta, Magnoliopsida, Asparagales, Asparagaceae. The transcript has 12 exons. Bases 94 to 1026 code for a protein of 310 amino acids. Gene Ontology annotation, molecular function: ATP binding; kinase activity.
AUCACCCUAAAUUAUAGGCGUUCUUUUUUCUGCGUCAGAGUAAAUCUCUCUCUCUCUCUCUCUCUCUCUCUCUCUCCUCUCUGCGUGAAAUCAAUGGAGCUGUCACUCACACACUCGAAGGGAAUCUCCAAUCUCUAUUCCUCUGAUUCACAUCGAUUGAGGCAACAAAUCAAGUGCAAGUGCUCUCCAUGGUAUUCCUCUUUGGCAACAAAAUCAACCAAAUCGUUUUCAGGUCAUAUUUGGUCUCUAAAUGCGAAGCAGAAGCAAAACAAGCAGAUGGUUUUGUGUAGUCAGAAGCAAGAGAUUCCAGUGCUAGAAGCCAGGUCCAUUGAAGAAAUAUACGACUCUCUUGCUGAACGCCUUCUUCCUAAGGUGGCACUUUUGGCGGAAUCCGACAAUCUCAAGUCCAAGUACAUCAUUGGUUUGGCUGGUCCUCCAGGUGCUGGUAAGACAACAGUAGCAUCUGAAGUAGUCUUCCGUUUGAACAAACUAUGGGCCCUGAAAGCUUCCACACAAUCUGAUGACAUUGCUACUGUGCUUCCCAUGGAUGGUUUUCAUCUGUAUCGCUCCCAGUUGGAUGUUAUGGAGAACCCGGAAGAAGCCCAUGCUAGAAGAGGAGCACCUUGGACAUUCAAUCCUGAGCUGCUCCUAAAAUGUCUUCAUUCCAUCAGAAAUGAGGGAUCAGUUUAUGCUCCAUCAUUUGAUCAUGGUGUCGGCGAUCCUGUUGAAAACGAUGUAUUUGUGAGUCUUAAGCACAAGAUAGUAAUUGUAGAAGGGAAUUAUCUGUUCUUGGAAGAUGGGUUCUGGAAGGAGGUCUGUGCAGUAUUUGACGAGAAAUGGUUUGUUGAAAUUGACAUUGAUACUGCAAUGGAACGUGUUCGUAAAAGGCACAUAGCUACAGGUAAAGAGCCGGAUGUUGCAAAAUGGCGGAUUGAGUAUAAUGACCGGCCGAAUGCAGUGCUUAUCAUGAAAUCAAAGAAAAAUGCAGAUCUCGUGAUCAAGUCCGUGGACUUAGAGCCAAGUUAACAUGCUUUUCAGUGGCAGAACAUAUAGCAUGAAUAAAUUGUAUGCUAAAGCCCUUCCAACCUCCAUUUCAAAAUUGUUAGCCAUGUGAGUCAUAACUAAUAAGCUUAUUAUGCAAAUAAAUAUUUCUUCAUACUCCCAUUUGUACAUUUGUUAUCAUAUCUCUAUUCUGUAAGUUUACUGGUCUGGAGGACUAUUAAUGGACCUUUAAGUGAUUACAUCUGGUUUAAUUCUCAUAGUUUCUUCUGAA